This is a messenger RNA of Thermothielavioides terrestris NRRL 8126, 1172 nucleotides long. RefSeq lists its product as uncharacterized. The transcript is spliced from 3 exons. The record is from RefSeq and is a predicted model, not a curated record. The coding region runs from base 218 to 886 and encodes 222 amino acids. Lineage: Eukaryota; Fungi; Ascomycota; Sordariomycetes; Sordariales; Chaetomiaceae.
CGGAGGUCCCGCUUGUUUGGCCAAUGGAAAACCUGAAAGGCUUCAGUUAGGUUGCAUACAGCCGCCGCCUUCCAACCUCGUCAUUCAGGCCUGAACAAAACUCAGGUAGUGUGACCUACUAGUAAUGACUAGCCCGGCCUUCCCCUCCCUCCUUCGAGUCCGCCGAGCGCCCACAACUUCAUCUAUCUGAUCAUUUUGACGAGCUGCGCUCCUUACCAUGCUUUUGAAAGUCACUCUUACGCUCAUCGCAGCGGCCGCCCUUUUCCGGUUUUCGCGCCAACCCGCCAAGACAACGACACCCAACCACAGCGACAUGGAUGACAUGGACCCCCUGCCACCACCGAGUGAAUGGGUGAACGGGAGGAGUAGGGUGUUCUUUGGCAGUAGACCUGAUGCUAUGGUGUAUGGCUGGCCAGCCAAGGGCGGCAUGUACACCUUACUAGCUUCGCCAGUCGAACUUGAGUUCAUGGGCCUCGACCGCUUCAGACCAGUGCCGCACCCCAGCCCGGAUAAUCCCACCGCGGCCCCGGAUGAAGAAGAGCACUGCAACAAAAUGCGCAAGCUUGGUGCUAGAUGGUGGAAGACCGAGGAUGAGUACUUUGACAAGGGGGCUAUCGACUACCCACCCGUGCCCGGUAUUCCAGGUCGCUUCUUUCGCGUCGGAUGGCCGGCCGGCGGCGGCGUAUGGGUCCUCAACAUGAGCGAGCGCGACGCGGUCGAGAAACAGGCCGGAGUGCUGUUCAGUGCCUACAACAUGGAGGAGCGCUGCAGGGUCAUUGAGCAGCUUGGCGGCACGUUCUACGCGGACCCAGAGGACUGCCCGGAGCUAAACUGGGACGGCCAAGCUGUGGACUUUCACAUCGAUGGGUCCAAAUCUAGCUGCUGAACUUGUGUAGCAGAUGAUUUCUUUGUAGUGGGCUUGAAUGAAAUGCUCGAAACACCUUCCGAAGAUGUCGAUGGCCUCUCGCAGUCCGAAGUUGCACGAGUGGCCGCUCGCGGUUGCCAGGCUCAGUCGAGGCGCCUACGGGCCGGCAAGGGGCGCCUGAGGUCGUUGCCCUGGACGAUGGGGUCGCGGAUAUGUUGGGCAAGAGGCCAGGUGUAGUUCGCGUCGCCUGGUCAUUCACAGUCUUCUUCUCGUCGUCGGCAUCGCGCUUGUUGCCAGGCGUGUCUGU